CCGCCACCAUGAGAGCUCCCCGGGCCUGACAGCCCCAGCCUGCCCCAGUGUCACCGGCUCAUGCUGCUCUGAAUCGUGGCUGCGCUCCCCGAGCCCGGGGUGGGAUGGUGUGAGCCCGGAGCUGCUCCUCGCCCUCCCACCGCCCCUCACCGGCUCUGGCAGGAGCCGAGCCCGCCAGCCGCUUGGAUGAUUUGAUUCCUUCCCUGCCCGAAAUCACUCCUGCCCAGAUGCAGUGGAUAAUAUUCAUGUUGCUGUUAUUCAUCAGCUCCAUGGAAAUGCUCACGCAGAACCGAUGGAAGAAGCAAGCGAGUGCUGGCCUGCUGGAAAACUGCACAGGCUGCAUCCUGUGCUCUGAGGACAACGGCUGCAUCACCUGCCACCACCGGCUCUUCCUGCUCAUCUGGAGGGACGGCAUCCGCCAGUACGGGAUGUGUGUCCACACUUGCCCGCCCGGCUACUUCGGUGUGCGGGGUCUGGAGGUCAACAGAUGCACAAAGUGCAGGUCGCCCAGCUGCGAGAGCUGCUUCAGCAGAGACUUCUGCAUGAAGUGCAAGGACAAGUUUUACUUGUACAAGGGCCAGUGUUUUCGGCAGUGCCCCCCCAGCACUGCGGCGCAGCCCGGCACCCACGAGUGCCAAGAGACGUGCGAGCCGGGGCCGUGGAGCGAAUGGAGCGCCUGCACCCACGAGAGCCGGACCUGCGGCUGCAAGUGGGGCGUGGAGACGCGGGUGCGGGAGGUGCCGGAGGCUGCCCGGGAGGAGGGGGCUGCCUGCCCCCCGCGGCAGGAGAGCAGGAGGUGCCGCAUGAAGAAGCACUGCCCGGGAGAGAAAAACGAGCCCAGAAAUAAAAGCAAAAAGCGACAGAAGAAGCCAAAGACAGAACGACAUGUGGGUACCUAGCAGGCACCAGCACAGGAGCUGGAGCACCAUGGUGGGAGCUCCCAACCAGCUCCUGCCAUGGUGCCCUGGCCACAUCACCCCUGUUUUUCCAUCCACCAAAAAGAAAAAAAAAAAGAAAAAAAAAGAAAAAAAUAUUGCACAAUUUUCUCUGCCCCCUCUUCCCCCUUCCCCCUUUUUCUUUUGAGACAAUUUAUGGCCUGUAAAACAUUUCCUUUUCAGACAAUCUAAUUUGUAGUGUCCAAAGCAAAGCCCUGGGGCUUGGGGAGGGGGUGGCUCCUUUAUUCCUCUGUUUUUCCCUCUCCCCUAGCCUACUCCUUCCUUUCCUCCAGAUGGGUGGGAUGGGGUUGGACCAAGGGUUUGGACCCUGCUAAUGAAGAUGAUGCCUGCCUGGACCCCAUCCCCCAGGGCUGGGAGAUGCCCUGUCCCCACAGGGUCCCUAUUUUACAGGAGUGCUGGGGGCACAGCACACCACUGAGCUGCUCCAGGUGCUGGAUGGGGUCCCCCAUCCUCAGCCACAGGCACAGGGAGCAGCAGGACUUCCAGGCUUGAGACCCCAGGGUUGGGACCCUGCUGGGGACCAUGUCACUGCUCACAGUAGCCCAACCUGGUGCUCAGCAUCCCCACCAGCACAACCAUGGGCCAAAUCCUGCUGCCCUGGGGCUCGGAGGGCAGCUGGACCCCCCAGACUGGGAACCCUUCUGGGCACCAUGCCAGCCCAGCACUCAUCAUCCCCAUGGGCCAAAUCCUGCCAUCCCCUGGCAGACAGAGAGGCUGGAGCAGCUUCCCUUCUCAGCUGGAUGUGGGCACAGGAAUUUGGGGUGACCGUGGCCAUCUUUGGUCCAGGACAGGGGCACACACAGUGCAAGUGCCAGCCCAGUCAGGGGAUGCUGCUGCCCCCUGUGCAGCGGGGCAGCCCCCUCCCAGCCAUCCCCGGGGGCACGACCGGGAGGUGCUGAGCCCCGCCGUGCCGUUCUGACCCUCCAAGCCGGCAGC
Myiozetetes cayanensis is the source of this 1892-nucleotide messenger RNA. It is a transcript of the gene RSPO4, whose product is annotated as R-spondin 4. NCBI's taxonomy places the organism in Eukaryota, Metazoa, Chordata, Aves, Passeriformes, Tyrannidae. The record is from RefSeq and is a predicted model, not a curated record. Bases 228 to 899 code for a protein of 223 amino acids. The transcript is spliced from 5 exons.